AUACUCGUAAGCAACAUUACCAACUGCUGAAUGCCUCGUACACCCAGCAGCCUUGCACACUCUUGCAUAUCUGGCAUGUUUUUGAGACUGGUCCCUUUCACAGACAUUACAUCACAGGAACCUGUCUCCUAGUAGAUCGGGAUGGAAAAACUGCUCAUCAAAUCAGCCUCCAGCAAAGUGUGAAAGACCAUCACUGAUCUGGGUAGGGUUAGUACGGGACGGGGCAAAGUUAAUAGGCAUUAGGUACGUAAUUGUGUCCUGGGUGCCCAACUCUGCAACAGCAAACAGAGCGGUGAGGAGCUGUGGCUGAAAUGCUUUGCUUUGGCUGCCUCUCCUGUGGUUACCAAAAAUCCUUGAGCAGUCACUUAUCUCCAUUUUUCCCACGAAAAGCAAGAUUGCUGGGUAAGCCCAGGGAACAAGGAGCACAACCAGUGCCUCGCUGUUAUGCCUUUCCUCUCUUUGUGAGUUGCUGCUUCUCCAUUUUACUGUUCUCAGGGGUUUGAUUUUGUUCUUCAGGCUUUGGUGACAUCUGCUAUGGUUUUAUGGGUCCCCUGAAGCUCCUUUGAGAAUCUGUAGAUCUCGGUACUGUUUGGAAUUUACCAUUGUUCAUUUUAUUCUUCAGUCCCAUUGCACAGAUCCUUUUCACGCUCAGUCUUUAGGAGCUGAAACACUGCCCGCACACUCUCAGGUUCUACUUGCAAUACUCUUAUUUACCUCUUCACGUAUGGAGAUGCUGUCUGAAGGUACGCCUGCCUCUGGCCAUGGAAAUGACACUUUGUUUAUCUCACUGUCUAGACACGUGUCAUUUUUUGUCACUUUUCCCACUCCAGCUGAGAAUGUCCGAUUGCUGAGCACAGUGCCUCUAAUGCCCAUAUGUGGGGGGCAGGGGCUGUCAGCUGUGAUCACUGCUUUUCUCUUACUUUUCUCCAUAAUACCAAUUUCUGGUUUCCAGGACCUCUUGCAGUCAGCUCACAGUUCUCAUGCACAGAGCUUGACACAGAAGCAUGCUUGUGACAGAGGGCUCCUGCCCUAUAGAUUCACAAAAUCACAGAAUCAUGGAGGCUGGAAAAGACCUCUCAGAUCAUCCAGUCCAACUGCCCACCUACAACCAAUGCUGCCCGCUGCCCAGCUCCCUCACUGCCACCUCCCCAGGGCUCUGGAACACCUCUGUGGACGAUGACCCCACCGCCUCCCUGGGCAGCUGUGCCUCUGCAUCACCAUUCUUUCAGAUAAGUUUUUCCUAAUAUCCAUCCUAAAGGAGGGCUGUGUCCCCAAGCAUACGGUGUUCAGCCAGCCCACAGCCACGUACGCACCCUCCGCAUUACAGAGCCUUGCUAUUGCAUGUUUGCCUCUGCUUGCCAGCCAGCUCCCACACACAGCAGCUCUGCAGCUCCCUUGCUAAACCUGCUUUCUGUGGUUAUAUUCACUACAGCUCCAGCCUUGCAGAAGCGUCUCUCCUGAGUCUCAUUCAUCAUUGCACCACCUACACAUAAUGAUCAGAAGAAUCUAAACUCUGCUCCACAACAUUGGGUGCCAGUUGCUCAUUGACUGCACUGUGCAACGCUCCUCUGGUUGACCCUGGGCUGAAGGAUGGAGCUAUUGCUUCUUCACUACCCAUUUACUUUCCUGCUCAUUGCAGUUCUAAUCCUUUGCUGGCUGUAUCCUACAUUCAGAUACUUCUGCACGAUGACCUUCUACCAGCUGUGGAUCUUCACCAUCAGCUUCCUGGUUAUUAUCAUUGCUCUUCCUCGUGGCCGCAGCUGCGAAAAUAUGAAGAUUCUGCGCGUGGCGAUUCUUGCAGCCAAAUAUUUCCUUGGUAUCAAGAUAGCGGUGAAGGGCGAGGAGAACCUCAGCACUAAGAAGCCUUGUGUGCUCGUGUUGAAUCACCAGAACUCGCUGGACAUUAUGGUGAUGAUGCAGAUAUUACCAGAUCGCUGUGUGCCCAUUGCAAAGAAGGAAAUACUGUACAUGGGCACUUUUGGCCUCGCAUGCUGGCUUUCAGGCAUCAUUUUCAUUGACCGUAAGAAGAAGGAAGAGUCCAUUGCUAUCUUGACAGAGGUGGCACACGCCAUGCGCAAAGAUAACUUCCAUGUCUUGAUCUUCCCUGAAGGAACUCGCAAUCACAGUGGCUCCAUGCUGCCCUUCAAACGUGGGGCCUUCCAGCUGGCCGUGAGAGCCCAGAUCCCCAUUGUUCCUGUAGUGAUCUCUUCCUACAACAGCUUCUACAGCCAGAAGGAGAAGAGAUUCACAUCAGGGACGAGCACCAUCCAGAUCUUACCAGCAGUGGAGACAGUUGGUCUGAGCUCAGAUGAUGUUCCCAAGCUCACUGAGCAGGUCCGUGACUCCAUGAUGAGUGCCUAUCAGAGGAUAUCAGGAAUGACAAAUGGGGGUUCCCACCAGUGAUUCCACAACCACAAAAAGGCCCAGAAGCAGAAAACACAAAGCCUGCAAGCCUGACAGUGACAGGCAAAAGCAUGGAAUCAUUUGAUUUGGAAGGGACUCUUGAAGCCAACACCCACAGCUCCAUCAGUGCUCAGAACCCCUCCAGCCUGAUCUUGGCUGUCUGCAGGGAUGCGGCACCCACCAAACCUCUGGGCAACCUGUGCAGUGCCUCACCGCCCUUCUUGUACAAACCUUUCUCCUUGUAUCCAAUCUAAAUCUCUCGUCCUGUCACAACAACCCCUGCUAAAGACUCUGUCCCCUUUCUUACAGCCCCUUUAGAUACUGAAGGCCGCCCUCAGCUCUCCCCACAGCCUUCUCCUCUCCAUGCUGCACAGCCCCAGCUCUCAGCCUGUCCUUGCAGGGACGUGUUCCAUCCCUAGGAUCAUUUUUCUGGCUCUCCUCUGGAUGCACUCCAACAGCUCCACGUCUCUCCUGUGCUGAGCACUCCCCAUCUGGACGCGGUGCUCCAGGUGAGGUCACAGCACAGAGCAGAGGGGCAGAUCCCCUCCCUGCCCUCCUGGCCACACUGCUCUGGGUACAGCCAGGGGAUGGUUGGCUUUCUGGGCUGUGAGGGCACACUGCUCGUGCCCAGCUGCCACCCACCGGUACCCUCAGAUCUUUUUGGCAGAGCUGUGCUCCAUCCUUACACCCCACAGCUUAUACUGAUAGCAGGGGUUGCCAUGACCCAGGUGUGGGUUCCCACCGCUCAUUCUGACCAGGUCUCUCUGGAUGGCAUCCUGUCCCUGAGGCACACUGACCACACCACACAGCUUGGUGUGAUCCACUAACUGCUCAGGGUGCGCUCAAUCCCACUGUUAAUGUCACUGAUGGAGAUCAUAAAGAGCUCUGAUCCCAGCGCAACUCACAACCAGUUCCUCAUCCAUUGAACAUCCAGUCCAUACCUUUCCAAUUUGGAGACAAGGAUGUCGUGGUGGACCGUGUCAAAGAAAAAUGUCCCCAGAAGAAGAAAAACGUUUAAGUGGUAAAAUGGUGGUCAACUUCCUUUCUGAGAACUGUGCUUCCUGAGCUCUAUGGAUGGACACUCAAUGGGCAACUGGACAAUAGUUUGUAAUCCUGAGAGCUUCCCCGAGAGCUUCUCUCCAUCUUGGACCCCAGGACAAGGUGGAUCUUUUCCGUGACCAUUGCUGUGUGCUUAAUCACCUUAAAAGCCAACAAGAUGGAGGCAUUUAUCCCAGAGCCUGUGGCCAUCCUGCCUGAGGAGUUGGUUGUCUUGUUAGAAAGUCCCUUGGCCCUCCUUUUAGGCAAAGGGAGGCUUUGUGUUCCAUGGUUGGUCAGAUCUUGAAAGCACAAAGGGAAUGUGCCCACAGGAUUUGGAGGCAAACUGCAGAAAUACAUCACUUGAAGUCCUUGUCUUGCCCUGAAAAUGAUUUUUUUACGCAACAUUUUUUUUUAUCCUCAUCCGCAAUGGGAGCCGCAGCUCCUGAUCUCUGGAAGCUUCCUGGUUUUUCCCUGUCUUCUCUAUGUCCUCAACACAAUUUCUGUUGCAGGCGAGGGAGAAUAGAGCACGAAUAAGAUAUAAAAUAAACACACUUUAAAAGCUUGA
Molecule: messenger RNA, 4006 nt
Organism: Tympanuchus pallidicinctus (lesser prairie-chicken)
Lineage: Eukaryota; Metazoa; Chordata; Aves; Galliformes; Phasianidae
Product: 1-acyl-sn-glycerol-3-phosphate acyltransferase alpha-like
Exons: 6
Coding region: 1591-2403 (270 amino acids)
Biological process (GO): phosphatidic acid biosynthetic process
Cellular component (GO): endoplasmic reticulum; membrane
Molecular function (GO): 1-acylglycerol-3-phosphate O-acyltransferase activity
Source: RefSeq, a predicted model, not a curated record